Molecule: messenger RNA, 1469 nt
Organism: Neogale vison (American mink)
Lineage: Eukaryota; Metazoa; Chordata; Mammalia; Carnivora; Mustelidae
Gene: CKM
Product: creatine kinase, M-type
Exons: 8
Coding region: 59-1204 (381 amino acids)
Biological process (GO): phosphocreatine biosynthetic process
Molecular function (GO): creatine kinase activity
Source: RefSeq, a predicted model, not a curated record
UCCGGGAUACAGACAGCCCCUUUCCGCACAGCCCAGCCAGGCCCCCCACGCCGCCACCAUGCCGUUCAGUAACACCCACAACAAGUUCAAGCUGAACUACAAGCCUGAGGAGGAGUACCCCGACCUCAGCAAGCACAACAACCACAUGGCCAAGGUGCUGACCCCGGAGCUCUACAAGAAGCUGCGGGACAAGGAGACUCCAUCUGGCUUCACCCUGGACGAUGUCAUCCAGACCGGUGUGGACAACCCAGGUCACCCCUUCAUCAUGACUGUGGGCUGUGUGGCCGGUGAUGAGGAGUCCUACCAGGUGUUCAAGGAUCUCUUUGACCCCAUCAUCCAAGACCGGCACGGGGGUUACAAACCCACUGACAAGCACAAGACUGACCUCAACCACGAGAACCUCAAGGGUGGAGACGACCUGGACCCCAACUAUGUACUCAGCAGCCGCGUCCGCACGGGCCGCAGCAUCAAGGGCUACACCCUGCCUCCCCAUUGCUCCCGGGGCGAGCGCCGGGCCGUGGAGAAACUCUCCGUGGAAGCCCUCAACAGCCUGACAGGCGAGUUCAAGGGGAAGUACUAUCCUCUGAAGAGCAUGACGGAGCAGGAGCAGCAGCAACUCAUUGACGAUCACUUCCUGUUCGACAAGCCCGUGUCCCCACUGCUGCUGGCCUCUGGCAUGGCCCGGGACUGGCCCGACGCCCGUGGCAUCUGGCACAAUGACAACAAGAGCUUCCUGGUGUGGGUGAAUGAGGAGGACCACCUCCGAGUCAUUUCCAUGGAGAAGGGGGGCAACAUGAAGGAGGUUUUCCGCCGCUUCUGCGUGGGGCUGCAGAAGAUUGAGGAGAUCUUCAAGAAAGCUGGCCACCCCUUCAUGUGGAACGAGCACUUGGGUUACGUGCUCACCUGCCCGUCCAACCUGGGCACCGGACUGCGUGGAGGCGUGCAUGUCAAGCUGGCGCACCUGAGCAAGCACCCCAAGUUCGAGGAGAUCCUCACCCGUCUGCGCCUGCAGAAGCGCGGCACAGGCGGUGUGGACACAGCUGCUGUGGGCUCAGUGUUCGACAUAUCCAACGCGGAUCGGCUGGGCUCGUCCGAAGUCGAACAGGUGCAGCUGGUGGUGGACGGUGUGAAGCUCAUGGUGGAGAUGGAGAAGAAGCUGGAAAAGGGCCAGUCCAUCGACGACAUGAUCCCCGCCCAGAAAUAGGCGUCGGGCCCGCUCGCCGCCGACUGCUGGAGCCCCAGCCAAAGGGAGGACUCCGCCUGUCGGGGGUCCGCCCCCCACCAGCUCCACUUAGAGGGGUUCGGCCACCUGGGGGCUCUAUCCAACCAUCUCGGAAUUCCAUUCCCAACCGGAGUUCCAACGAACGGGCUUCAGCUUCUGAAGCUAUCUGGCCAAUGAGGAACCUCCUCACACCUUCCCCUCCUUUUCCCAGAGCUCCGCCCACCACCAGGAGCUCUGGCUAACGGAG